Molecule: messenger RNA, 669 nt
Organism: Aspergillus nidulans FGSC A4
Lineage: Eukaryota; Fungi; Ascomycota; Eurotiomycetes; Eurotiales; Aspergillaceae
Exons: 2
Coding region: 1-669 (222 amino acids)
Source: RefSeq, a predicted model, not a curated record
AUGUCUCAAGCUGCCGUGCCAUCAACCCAACCUAUACGUGGUGUCAGAUCCGGCCCAGGUCCAUUUGUUUUCUCGCUAGAAUCAGUCAUUCUCUGCACGUCAACAAAGGAACGGGAAGUACCCAGGCCCUGCUCACCAAGCUACAGGCGCGGGGGCGAUAUCAGCCUCGCCCCAGUACGAACGGACACUAGCAAAAGCCUGGUUUCCUGGCUCUUCUCCCUCCACCAUCCGGCAAAGCAACAGACCCUGCUUGAGGUCAGGUUUGCAGCAGUUUCAGAUGACCUAGAAAAGCCUGGGCUUCUCUCUGUCUAUCGGCGCCCUAGCGGAACACUCGUCGAGAGCCUUGCCCUUCAUGACCUAGGCCUUGCGUUCGUCCGGUCCAAGAUAGCCGAUGCAGAGAGUUCCAACUUGGCGGCAGCAUCAUUUUGUCUCAAUUGGUACGAUCUAUACGACGCGAACGUCGUCCCCAAUAGUGACAUGUUCCUGCGCCACAUCUGGCGAUUGAGCUACGUCCUCGAUCUAUUCUUGACCCAUAUAUGCUUCAGCCUCCUGAUGGGGAACACUUCAAACUCUGCGCACGGGGCCGAUGUAAACUACCGGGAUGCCGAGGGUAAGACAGCCAUUCACCACGCCGUGCAAGCAGAGCGCAGCGGAAUGGCUGAGCUCUAA